UAGUUUCGUGGCAGACAUUAUGCAGAAUAUGCCAAUGGUGACGUGGUUGUUUAAUUAUGAUUUAUAGAAAGAAAAGACCGUCGAAAAUGGACAAUAAAUCUUUGUCGAAGAAAAAUGAUUUUUAAUUUUGAUAUAAGUUUUGUUUUAUUUACCUUUUUGCUUCUUACUAGCUUUUCCCAACAUAAGACCCAGGUGGAGGUGGAUAUUGAAACUAGAGAAGAUGAUGGAUGCCUUUAUGUUAAAUGUGGUGUCAAUGAGUUUUGUUGUGAUGGAGAGUGUUGCUUAAAUUUAUCACGAAACUGGUUUACAUGGUUUGUCUUGGUUGGUAUCAUUUUUGUGAUAAUCUUGCUUUGCUUAUUCAUGCCUUGCUUUCGAAAAAUGGAAGAUAAUAUUAAAUCCACUCAAUAUUAUUUUAUAUCACCUGAAAAAUAUCAACAUUAUGACACUAUGCCCUACAAACAACAGCCAUCUAUUUCCCAGAACAGUACAAGUAUCUCAGAAAGACGACAGCCAUAUACAUACGAAAGAUACAUACAACAAACUUCACGGAAUGAAUGGAAUCAACCAACACCAUCUGCACCACCUAAAAGUCCAUAAUAUUUAAUAAAAAAGAACUAUUUAUUUUAUUUCACUCCUACUAUGUAUAUUCGUUAUUUAAACAGGCAAAAACUAGAAAUAAUUAUAAGUAAGGUGCAGGUUAUUUAAUAUGCAGUAUAUUUGAUGCUAUAUUUUGCUUAGUAUUUCUGUAUUUAAUGAGGAAUUGUACAAAGCUUGACGCUUA
Xenia sp. Carnegie-2017 is the source of this 781-nucleotide messenger RNA. RefSeq lists its product as uncharacterized. The coding region runs from base 115 to 597 and encodes 160 amino acids. NCBI's taxonomy places the organism in Eukaryota, Metazoa, Cnidaria, Anthozoa, Malacalcyonacea, Xeniidae. The transcript has 5 exons. The record is from RefSeq and is a predicted model, not a curated record.